Molecule: messenger RNA, 1946 nt
Organism: Zea mays
Lineage: Eukaryota; Viridiplantae; Streptophyta; Magnoliopsida; Poales; Poaceae
Product: Pyruvate phosphate dikinase regulatory protein 2
Exons: 3
Coding region: 140-1402 (420 amino acids)
Cellular component (GO): chloroplast
Molecular function (GO): protein serine/threonine kinase activity; phosphotransferase activity, phosphate group as acceptor; ATP binding
Source: RefSeq, marked validated
AACGCGAAAUCGUUUCCUCUGUAACCACUACCGUCCGUCGUCCAGUCCACCCACGCGGGCGAACAGUGAAAGGCAUCGUCUCCGUCUCGUGACUCGUGAUCGCUGGACUGCCGCCGCCCGCCGCCCUCAGCUUAGCUCAAUGAUUGGGAGCACCAAGCCGCUCGCGGCGCCGCUGCACCCGCCGUACCCCUCCGGUCGCCGCCUCGCCCCCCCGUCCUGCGCCCCUGAUUCCUCCCCAGCUCUCACCCCCGCCGUCGAGAGGCCAGGUCAGUCUCAGUCUGACGGCGCCCCGCCGCCACCACGCCCGGAUGAGGUCGCCUCGUCCCUCGCGCUGCGCGCUAGCCCGCAACUCAAUCGGUGGUCCCGCUCGCGGGCGCUGCGGUCGAACCGCCGGCCUGGGCUGGAAAGCGCGCUCUCCUCGUCCUCGGCGGCGUCGGUGACCAAGACGUCGCGGCCCGAGGACGCUGCGGUGGCGGUGGAGGAUGGCGAGGACGACGACGUGUGCGUAGAGACGGACGCCGCGGGCGGGAAGGCCAUCUACAUAGUAUCGGACGGGACCGGGUGGACCGCGGAGCACUCGGUGAACGCCGCGCUCGGACAGUUUGAGCACUGCUUCGUCGACCGCGGCUGCGCUGUCAAUACCCACCUCUUCUCCAUGAUUGAUAACAUGGAUCGACUUCUUGAGGUAAUAAAGCAAGCAGCAAAGGAAGGGGCACUGGUUCUAUAUACCCUUGCUGAUCCUUCAAUGGCUGAGUCAACUAAGAAGGCCUGCGAUUUCUGGGGUGUUCCAUCGACUGAUGUUCUACGGCCUACUGUUGAAGCAAUUGCUUCUCAUAUGGGUGUUGCUCCAUCUGGAAUUCCACGAAGUUCUCCUAGUCGACAGGGUCAGUUAACAGAGGAUUACUUUCGACGGAUUGAUGCUAUCGAUUUUACCAUCAAACAAGAUGAUGGGGCUCUGCCACAGAACCUCAACCGUGCAGACAUUGUACUUGUCGGCGUUUCACGUACAGGGAAGACACCAUUGUCAAUAUAUCUAGCUCAAAAGGGAUACAAAGUGGCAAAUGUCCCAGUUGUGAUGGGAGUGGAUCUUCCAAAGACUCUUUUUGAGAUCAACCAAGACAAGGUUUUUGGAUUGACAAUAAACCCAGUGGUUCUUCAAGCAAUUAGAAAGACUAGGGCCAAAGCUCUAGGUUUUGGUGAUGGGUAUCAGAGCAAUUAUGCUGAAAUGGACCAUGUGAGGCAGGAACUGCUCCAUGCAAAUCAAAUUUUCGCCCAACAUCCAAUGUGGCCAGUCAUUGCGGUCACUGGAAGAGCUAUAGAGGAAACAGCUGCUGUCGUUGUGAGGAUUCUCCAAGACAGGAUACAGAAGUACUCCAUGCCACGCAUAUCAAAACGGUACUAAGGGCACGUUUGGUUUCAUUAGUCUCUGUUUGGUUUCAGGGACUAAAAGUGUUAAGAACUCAUUAAAUUACUCAUAAGAAUACUAAAAUGUCCUUUACCAUUCUUCCGCCAUUACUCUUCUUCCACUGCAAUAGAAAUAAAUAAGGGGCAAAAUGUGGAAUUAAUAUGGUUUAGUCCCUUUUAGUCAUCCCUUGAGGGACUAGAUACUAAAGCAGUUUAGUCUCUAUUUUAGUCCUACUGUUUAGCAAUUUGGGGACUAAAUGAGACUAAAAUGCAGGAAAUAAUCUUUAGUCUCUGAAACCAAACAAAUCCUAACAUUGUGUUCUAUCUCUUCUACAACUUGUAAUGUGUGCAUGUUUUGUUGAGCUCUGUGUCAAGCACCAUAGCCUUUAUGUUUUUUUGUCAGACCACCUUCUAGGUGGCGUUUGUAUCUUAAAGGCAACUUGAGAUUUAGCACAACAGAAACAUAUGUAUAUUGUAUUUACGACAUUCUAUUGGCCUUACUUUAUUUGGUCGUUAGUGAAUUGUAUAUCAGGUGAAAUAGU